AUGAGUAAUACUGAUAAUAAUAAUAAUAAUAAGCCUAGUGAAGAGGAAUUUGAUUAUGAUGAUUUAGAUGCAUUAUUGGAUGAAGAUCCCAGCAAAAUCAAGCCCAAUACUGGUAAUGAUGAUGGCCUAGAUCGAAAUGUUGCUGUCGAAAAUAUGGUAAAUGAAUUGCGUGAAGAAUUUGAAAAUAUGCUUGCAGAAGAAGGAAAAAAUGAUUCUCCUGGUAAAAAUAAUUCUUCUGAUGCUAAAAAAAUCAAUGAUGUAGUGGGUAUUGUUGAACAACUGGGCAAGGCAGGAUCUGAACUGGAUUCAGAAGACAAAGCCCGUGAGUCAUAUAAUGAUAUCAUCAAUAGCACGCUGAACAAAUUAAAAAAAAAUGGUAACCAAGUAGAUUCUAAAGUUGAACAAGAGAAUUUGAAACAAAAUCAAUCUAACGAGAACGAUUUAUUGAGCCAACUGUUGGAUCAAUUUGUUAAUGGAGGUGAAGAUAAUGAUGCAGAAAAUGGUGACGGCGAAGGUAUGGAUGAUGCCAUAUUGAACAUUUUAAACAAGAUGUCAUCCAAAGAAGUUUUGUACGAACCAAUGAAAGAAAUGUAUAUUGAAUUUGGAGAGUGGUUUGCCAAUAACGAAGAAAAAGAAGAGUUUAAAGAUAUGAUACCUACCUACAGGAAACAAUAUGCUAUUGUUCAGAAAAUCACUGAUGUCUACGAAAGAGAAGACUAUCGUAAUGAUAACAUCGAAUAUAAAGAAGAAAUUACUGUUCUAUUGGAUGAAUUACAAGAAUUGGGAGAUUCGCCUGUGGAUAAAAAGAAAAACUCAAAUAAUCCUACUCCUGGGAAAUCUAAUAAUCAAGAAGAUCUUAACAAAGAACUGAUGGAUAUUAUCAACAUGGAGGGCAGUGAUGCCGAACUGGGAGCUCUCAAAAAUGAGCUACAAGAGGGAUGUGCUCAACAAUGA
Henningerozyma blattae CBS 6284 is the source of this 954-nucleotide messenger RNA. RefSeq names its product Pex19p (gene PEX19). Gene Ontology annotation, cellular component: peroxisomal membrane; peroxisome. The record is from RefSeq and is a predicted model, not a curated record. Lineage: Eukaryota; Fungi; Ascomycota; Saccharomycetes; Saccharomycetales; Saccharomycetaceae. The transcript has a single exon. Bases 1 to 954 code for a protein of 317 amino acids. Gene Ontology annotation, biological process: protein import into peroxisome membrane.